AUGUUUCCCUCGCCUUACCUGGGCGCCGUGGGUCCUGACGCCACGCCCGGCUCUGCAGUGUACCGGCUGUCGGCACGGCAACGAGACGGGACACCUGGACAAGCACAGUACCUCCUACUGGAUGGUGGGGAGGAGUGCUUUGAGGUGGACCGUCGCUCCGGUGAGAUCAGGACCACAGGACGACCUCUGACCCCCAGUAAGGAGUACCUGCUGCGGGUGCAGGCGAUGGAUGGGAGUGGACGUAAAGGCUCGCCGACUACAGUGGCCAUCCUGGCCGGCUACCGACCGCCGCAGUUCACCAACAUCACUUACAGCCUGAACGUACCGGAGAACACAGCUGUGGGCCAACCCGUGUCACUGGUUCAGGCCAUGUCCUUCCAGAAGAAGAGUCUGUCCUACAUGCUGCUGGUGAAUCCUGGGAAUCUGUUCAGCAUCAACCAGGAGAGCGGAGCGCUCAGCCUCACCAGGACCGUCGACUAUGAGAGCGGACACAACCUGCACACCCUGCAGGUCCGCGCCUCCGAGCCCGACACGGGCCUCAGCAGCGUGGCAGAGGUGGUCGUCCACAUCACGGAUGAAAACGACUGCACGCCAGAGUUCCUCCACUCCAUCUACACCAGAGACAACGUACCUGAGAGUGUCGCACCUGGAACCUCCCUGCUGCAAGUUCUGGCCCGGGACUGCGACUCAGGUGUGAAUUCUGAGCUCUCUUACUUUGUUCACGGCGGCGACUUUGACAUCACAUCAGGUGGCGUGGUCAGCCCUGCCCGUCGCCUGGACUACGAGCGACCCAAUCACAUCUACGAGUUCGUGGUGGUUGCGGUGGACGCAGGGACGCCCCCCCGCACCGGCACCGCCUCUGUCCGCAUCCGAGUCGCCAAUAGCAACGACGAGGCGCCCGUCUUCUCCCAGAGCGCUUACAAGACCUUCCUCAGUGAGGAUGCUGGUCCGGACACGCUGGUCGCCAUCGUUCAUGCCAACGACCCGGACGGAGACGCCGUCUCUUAUGCCAUCACUGGAGGCAACGAGGACAGCAACUUCCUGCUGGACAACCAGAAGGGCAUCAUCAAGUUGCGGAGGAGUCCCCCUCCAAGGCUCAGGGGGCCGCAGUACGUUCUCAACAUCACCGCCACGGACGACAACGCGUCUGGUGGACCGUACCCGCUCAGCAGCUCUGCCCAGGUCAUCGUAGGAAUCAACGACAUCAACAACAACAAACCCGUCUUCCAGGAGUGUCAGAACUACAGUGUGAACGCGGUGGUUCUGGAGAACCAGCCACCAGGGACAUUUGUCCUGCGUGUCCAGGCCCAUGACGCUGACAUGGGGGUCAACGGAGAGGUCAAAUACGGCAUCAUGCACAGAGACGGAGUGUCAUCCGGGUUCGACAUCGAUCCUGACACCGGUGUGAUCACCACGACAGUGAGUUUCGAUCGGGAGCGUCAGAGGGAGUACACGCUGUCGGUGACAGCCACAGAUCAGGCCGAGGAGCCACUCAUCGGGAUCUGUCAGAUCACCGUCCUCAUUGCCGACCAGAAUGACAACGACCCGAAGUUUGAAAACAGCCGCUACCAGUACUUCCUGCGGGAGGACACUCCAGUAGGAACUAGCUUCCUGCGAGCAGCGGCGCACGAUGACGAUCAAGGGAGCAACGCGGCCAUCACCUACUCCCUGUCCAGUCAGAAGCCAGCGUACCUGCACAUCAACCCCAGUACUGGCUGGAUUUACGUCAACCACCCCAUCUCACAGACGUCCAAGAUCAACCAGCAGAUCGUGGCGUCAGACGGAGGGAACCGCAGCAGCUCUGUGGAGCUGACGGUCAUCAUUACAAAUGUCCACAACCAGCCGCCGCACUGGGAGCAGCCUGAGUACUGGGUCACCGUGCCAGAAAACACUGUACGAGACGCCAAGAUAGUGACCAUCAAGGCGACGUCCCCACUCGGUGACCCCCGGGUGACCUACAACCUGGAGGAGGGUCAGGUGCCGGAGACCAACAUGCCAGUGCGUUUCUACAUCAAGCCAAACCGGGCGGACAGCUCGGCGUCCAUCCUGGUGGCUGAGAAUCUGGACUACGAGACCACACGGUUCUUCACGCUCAGGGUGCGGGUCCAGAACGUGGCCGCCGUGCCGCUUGCGUCAUUCACCACCGUCUAUGUUAACGUGACAGACGUGAACGACAACGUUCCUUUCUUCCUGUCGUCCACCUACGAGGCCACGGUCCCAGAGGGAGCCGAGAUCGGCACGUCGGUGGCUCAGGUGUCGGCCACAGACCUGGACUCUGGUCUGCACGGGAGGAUCCACUACGUGAUCCUGAAGGAUGAGAGUGGGGACUCUCAGUUCUUUGACAUCGACUCGCGCAGCGGCACCAUCGUCACUCGAGCCUCCUUCGACCGCGAGCAGAAAGCCUCCUACCUGAUCGAGGUCCAGUCACAGGACGGCUCCGAAUCAGCCAGACCAGGCCAGCAGGGACAACCUAACACAGACACGGCGUACGUCAGGAUCUUUAUCACCGAUGUCAACGACAACGCCCCGGUGUUUGCCCGGCCAGUGUACGAGGUGAGCGUGGAGGAAGACAAGGAGGUCGGCUUCGUCCUCAUCACCGUCACCGCCAACGACGAGGACGAGGGUGCCAACGCCAAGCUGCGCUACCAGAUCACCUCAGGAAACACGAUGGGCACCUUUGACGUGGAGCCCGAGGUGGGCACCAUCUUCGUGGCUCAGCCGCUCGACUACGAGAUGGAACAGCGCUUCGAGCUGCGGCUGGUGGCCUCCGACGGGAAGUGGGAGAACGAGACGCUGGUGGUGGUUCAGGUGGUCAACCGCAACGACGAGGCGCCCGUCUUCAGCCAGACGGAGUACCACGCCGCCGUGACAGAGGAGCUCACUCAGCUUCCUGUUUUCAUGCUGGAGGUGUCGGCCACAGAUCCAGACCAAGAGGCCGACCAGACUGCCCUGCGUUACUCUCUCCAUGGCCAGGGUGCCGGCGGUGAGUUCACCAUUGAUGAACGCACAGGAAGAAUCUAUGCCCAACGGCGCCUGGACCGUGAAGAGCGCCCAGCCUGGAGAUUCCUCGUCCUCGCCACAGACGAGGGAGGGGCAGGACUCACGGGAUUUGCUGAUGUGCUGUUAGAGGUCCGAGAUGUCAACGACAACGCACCCUUCUUCCCCUGCCCGGCACUGGAAGUGGACGGAUGUUUUGUUGGCCAAGUGCCUGAGAAUUCACCUGCUGACACUUCCGUCAUGGAGAUGCGCGCCAUGGACCUGGACGACCCCAAUGAGGGCAAGAACGCCAUGCUGACCUACAGCAUCAUCAAGAACGUCCGUAAUGAGAUUAACCUCAAUCUGUUCUCCAUCAACGCCAGCACAGGGACCAUCUACACGGUUCUACGUUCCCUGGACCGGGAGGCAGAGGACCGGUAUCUGGUGGUGGUGGAGGCCAGGGAUGGAGGGGGUUUAGCGGGAACAGGGACAGCCACCAUCAUGGUUUCAGAUGUCAACGAUCACCCACCAGUGUUCACUCAGAGGGUCUACACCACUCAGGUGACGGAGGACCUGGAGGUGAACAGCGAGGUUCUUGUAGUUUCUGCCACAGACGGAGAUGAGGGUGAGAACGCUGUGGUAACCUUCAGCAUCGUUGGUGGUGACGAGGACAGGAAGUUCUUUGUGGAGACAGACAAAGUGAACAGACGUGGUGUGAUAAAACUCAAGAAGAAGGUUGACUUUGAAAAGCCCCGUGAGAGGACUUUCAAUCUGACGCUGAAGGCUGAAGACGCUGAUUUCUUCAGCCUGGCCUACUGUCUUGUUCAGGUGGAGGACGCCAAUGACCACGCCCCCGUAUUUUUCCCACAGUUCUACGAGUCACCAGCCAUGUCCGAAGACGUACCUGUGGGGACAAUUGUUGCUCAGGUUACAGCUUCGGAUCUGGACUCGGGCCAAAACGGACGCUUUUCUUACAGUAUUUCAAAAGAGUCGGACCCCUACAGUCAGUUUCUGGUGGACCAGUCCGGUUGGGUGGUCGUGGCUGAUUCUCUGGAUAGGGAGAAAAUCUCUCAGCACAGGAUCAUGGUCCUUGCUACAGAUGCUGGGAGUCCACCAAUGACUGGCUCUGCCAUUGUCAUGGUGACUGUACUUGAUAUUAACGACAACGGGCCGGAGUUCGAGGUCUCCUAUAAACCAGUCGUUUGGGAGAACACGGCGGCUCCCCAGGCGGUUCAAAUGAACGAAACAUCUCUGCUCCUCCAUGCCACCGACCGAGACACCUCCCCCAACGGCGGGCCAUUCUCCAUACGGCUGCUCAUGCUUACCUCAGACGCCACCAACUUCAAUUUGACGGACUUUCGUAAUGGCAGCGCAGCCAUCACCGCCCUCCGGACCUUCGACCGUGAGAGGCAGAAGGAGUACCGCCUCCCGAUUCUUAUGAUUGACAGCGGCUCUCCUCCAAUGAGCUCCACCAGCACGCUGACAGUCGUCAUUGGUGACAGGAAUGACCACCCUCACUCACCAGGACACACUAACUUCAUCGUCUACAGUUAUGAAGGUAUUCUCCCGACGACAGUGCUCGGACGAGUUCAAUCCCCCGACCUUGAUGACUGGAGUGAGAAGGUGUACCGGUUCGAAGGCAAACCAUCCAGGUUGUUCAGUCUGAACCAGAGCUCAGGUCAGCUCACUAUCAAGGAGGGGGCUCCUCCAGGCUCGUACCACCUGCAGGUGCGCGUGUCGGACCACAUCUGGCCCGACGUCACCUCCACGGCUCAGGUGGAAGUCAGAGAACUGCAGCAGGACGCCCUGAAAAACGCCGCCUCCAUUCGCAUGAACAACCUGACGGUGGAGGAGUUUUUCAGCAGUAGUGGAGGUGAGGAGAGUCGAUUCUCACGGCUGAGUCACAUAUUGGCCGAACUCCUGCAGACUUUGCCAGAAAAUGUCCAGAUCUUCUCUGCGGGUGACGCCGGCCAGCGGGGGGAGAGGGCGCUCAACGUGUGGUUUUCUGCUCACGGCUCGCCGUACUACAAGGCGGAGAAGCUGCACGGUUACGUGGCCGCAAACAAAGCCAAGUUGGAGGCCAUGUUGGGUGUGACCAUCUCUCAGGUGGGCGUUGACGAAUGUCCCGACACAGACUGCAGUCAGUCUGGUGGCUGCAGCAGAGAGGUUUCAUUCAGCCAGGCGCCGGUGGCUCUCAGCACAGGAAACACCUCUCUGGUGUCUCUGUCGGCCUCAUCAACAGCACGAUGCGGCUGCCGAGGCCGAGAGGCGAUCCACCUGACCUGCUCCGCCUACCCCACCAACCCCUGCCUCAACGGGGGCACCUGCCAGGAUGGAGCGCUGGGAUACAGGUGUAAAUGUCCUCCCAUGUUCGACGGCCCUGAGUGCCAGCAGACCAAACACAGCUUCGGCGGCCAGGGCUACGCCUGGUUCCCUCCCAUCAUGCCUUGCUUCCAGAGCCUCAUCUCCCUGGAGUUCCUGGCUGAGUCGGCGAAUGGGCUGCUCCUCUACAACGGACCGCUCGGCCCCGCCUACUCGGGGGAGCAGGAGGACUUCAUCGCCGUAGAGUUGAGGAACGGGGUUCCAGCUCUGAGUAUAAACCACGGAUCAGGAACACUGACCUUGCAGCUGCCGCCGAAAUCCACCGUCACUGACCGGCGCUGGCAUCGCCUCGAUAUCAUCAGCGACGGAAAGGCCGUCCAGCUGAUCCUGGACCAGUGUGGCGGGUUGGCGGUGAAUGAGUUGGAGGGUGUCGGAGGGGACGCUCAGGAACUGGACGAGUCAGGCUGCAGAGCUUCAGGAGAGACGCCUGGAAACCAGAGGUAUCUGAAUGUCUUCCAGCCUCUUCAGUUGGGAGGAAUGAAGGAAACAUCCCCUCAUCGACGUUACCGCAGUUUCACCGGCUGCAUCCGCAACCUGGUGGUGGACAGUCAGGUGUACGACCUGGCAUCUCCAGGUGAGAGUGUGGACAGCGCCCCAGGGUGCAGGCUGACUGAUGGGGUGUGUGUGACGGCGGCCGGUCCCUCCUGCGGUGUUCACGCUUCCUGCCUCGCUGAUUGGGGCUCCUUCAGCUGCGAGUGCCACCCAGGAUACACCGGGCACAAGUGUGACAAAGCCGUCCCAGAGUUCUCCUUCGACUCGGGCAGCAUUGUGCGUUAUCAGCUCCGAGGAGGCGGCAGCUCUCGUCGUACAAACGUCCAGCUGCUGCUCCGGACCAGAGCCACCUCGGGCACCUUGCUCUCCGUGAUGUCCCGGGAGGCCAACGAGUAUAUCAUCCUGGAGAUCAUGGAGGGUCACCUCUCCGUCCGUGCCAACCUCGGGGACGGUGCCCACGCUCUGCGCCUCCCCGGCCAGCGGGUGGACAUCGGGCAGUGGGUGCUGGUCAGCCUGAGUCGCCACGACAACUUGUUCACCCUGCGGCUCGAGCAGGGCGGGGGCUCGCGGGAGGUCCAGGCUCGGCUGGGGAGCCGCCGGGAGAUUGUGGUUCACCCGGCCAGCGUGAUGGUCGGCAACAGCCUGAAUGCUGGAGACAGGGCCGACUUUCAGGGCUGUCUGCGGGACGUUCGUUUCAACGCUCAGAUCCUGCCUCUGGACGGGCUGAGCCGGGACUUGGUGACGGUGCUGGAGAGGCGGGGCGUUUCCUCGGGGUGCUCUAGCAACGCCUGCAGCAGCCAACCGUGCAGCAGCCCGCUACGCUGCAUCGACCUGUGGAGGAAACACCAGUGCAAGUGCCCCGGCGGUCAGGUGACGGUGACAGAUGAUUCCGGUCAGCAGCGCUGCGUGCCGUCACCCUGUGGACCCUCCUCCUGCCAUAACAGCGGCAUCUGCCAGGCGCUGUCUCCUGACAGCUACCGGUGCCGGUGUCAGGAGGGGUUCAGGGGUCAGCGCUGUGAGCUGGGGCAGGUCAAAGGUCACCGGCUGGCCGCCCUCAGCCCCAGCUCCAUACUCGCCAUCAGCAUGUGUCUGCUCGUCUUCUUCGCGGUGCUGGUGGCGGUGACAGUGUGGAACCAGAAAGGCAGCCGUAACAAGUUCAGGAAGCGAGGAGUUUACCACAUCCCUGCUGAACAUGAGAGCUGGGAGGACAUCCGAGAAAACAUCCUCAACUACAACGAGGAGGGAGGGGGGGAGCAGGACCAGAACGGAUAUGACAUCACAGAGUUGAAGCGUCCGCUGUGCUCCAGUCUGUCCCAGUCCUCGUCCUGCACCACCGCCCCGCUCAUCAAAUCCUCACCCGGCUCCCAGGAGGAAGUUCACCCGUCCGGCUCCUCCUGCAGCUCAGGUGCUCCCUACCUCAGCAUCCCGCAUCAUCACCACCACCACUAUCAGCACGCCACCACCAACGGCUACACCAGCGACACCACCUACGCUAACUUCACCACUAACGUAGGCAGGGACACGGAGGCGGGCGAUGGUUAUGUGGACGCCCCGUCAGGGUCGCGCUCUCACGUGGACUUUAAAAGCUAUGUGGCACGAAUCAUCUGGGAGGCAGACAACGACGGCGAGGCGCUGCCGCCGGACGCCUACCACGUCUGGUGUGUGGAGGGCUCGGGGUCGUCGGCAGGAAGCCUCAGCUCACUGGGCUCAGCCGCGUCACGUAGAAACAUUGUCACCGCCCCUGGUGACGAGGAGGAGGAGGAGGAGGAAGAAGACGAAGGAGGGUUUGUUUACGACACGCUGUCGCGGUGGGGCCCCAAGUUCCAGGCGCUGAGCGAGAUGUACGACCGGCCCCAGCUGGCGCUCACAUACAGGGACGCAGUGGCAUACAUACAGAGGAGCCACAGCCACGACCCCCUGCCUCAUCACCACUAGGGGGCGCUACACAGAGUUAAUGCAGAGUGGGAGGAGCUAAGUGCUGCGUUCACGUCUAAUUUGAAACCAAAAACAAAAACAGUCUCAGAACAAUAUCACAACAGUAAAUAUGUGUCUGACAUAAAAUAAAUGAUCAUAUUGAUGCUCUUGUUUUAAACAUUUUAUAAUAAUUUAAUCAAUAAUUUGACUUUUAUAAAUAAAAAAAUCACCCAGCCUUAUUAUCAAGGCCAGAUUUACCAGCGAGGGAGCCCUGCAGCACAAAUAUAAUUAAAUAUUGUUGGUGGUCAUUUGUUUAAACAUAUAUUUAUUAAUAAAUAUACAUCAUGGACAUUUUGACAUCUGCAGACAGACAGAAAAGACAGGUCAUAAUGCAGGACACACUUUAAUGCUCUUAUUUUAGCCGAUAUUCUGCUCGUCCUCAAAAAGUAAACUCAAAAUAAACCUUAAAUUACAGUCUGAAUAUGAUCACUUUUUAUUUAUCUCCAAAGUUUGUGCCAUUUGGUAAAGGUCAGUUCUGCAGCUCUCUGUCCACACCGGUCAAAACACAGAGAUAUUUUCUGUUCUUUUGGCUGAUUAAACCUCAGAUUAAAGUUCAGGUUGGGGAGGAGUUACAGCAGCGAGAUAAACACAGUGCAGAAGAAUAGAAUAAAAGGAGGCACAGAGGAGACAUGAGGAGGAGGAACACACAAGACAGAAAAUAGAAAUUAACAUUUUUUCUUGUUCAAACCAAACAAAGAAACACAGAAAGUUGGUGCAAGUCUAAAUUACAAAUUUAAAUUUGUCAACAUUUUGGAAACAUUAGAUUUGUCUGAAACAUCAGGGCUGCAUUCAGCCUCAGCAACAAUUACGGUAUAUUUCAUUUUCCUUUUUUUCACCCUUGCUUUGGCAACGUAAAUGUGUUGUCCACGCAAAUAAAGCCCCUUUAAAUAAACGUUUUGCUGGGGCUGAACGCAGCCUUGUUUUCUGCUUCAACUGGGCCUUAAACUCUGAUUGGCUGCACCAGACCCACCUCACAGCUCUGAGUCCUGAUUGGCUGCUGCUCCUGAUUAGAGGUGAGACCAACAGUUCAACCUGUGAGUCUCAAACAGGAAGCUGCGUUAGAGACGCUGUGAUGUGAGUAAAACAAACACAUUUAAAAAGUGUGAAGCUGAAAAUAUUCUGUCUGCACCAGUUUAGUUUGUUGAAAAAUCAAUUUCUUGACAGAAACAAACUGGUUCACACUCAAAGUUAAGAGUUUCUAAACCUUUUAGAGUUCUCAUCAAUGGUGUUUUUAUUUAUUCAGAAUAUAUUUCACGCAUUUUGGAUGUGAACCAGUUCGUGCAAACACCAAACUCCCUCUGUGGCUGUAACAGUUUGUCUGUUAUAUACUUUACGGCCACAACUAACUAUUAUUUACAUUGUCUAUUAAUCUGCCAAGUAUUUUCUCGAUUAACUGUCUCUUGAAUGUCAGAAAUAUGUGUUAAAGCAGAUUUCAACAGUCCCACAGCCAGCCUUAAAAUGCCGUAUUCAUGUCCUAAAUAUAUUUAUCAUCACACAAGACAAAGAAAAGAGCAAAUCUUUCGGUUGACUGGUUGUCAAAUAAUUUUAGAGUUGCUAAAAUUGAAAAUGUUAAAAUCCUACACACUCUGAAGGCUUUGAAUCUUUGGGCAGAUUGUGUCCGUAGAAUACUUCACUGUCCCCUCUGUGGCUGCAGCAGUAUGUAUGUAGUUUAAUACGCGUAUUAAUUCAUUAUCUAUCAAUCCGCCAAGUGUUUUCUUGAUUCUCUGUCUCUUGAAUGUCAGAAACAAAUGUGAAAUGCAGAUUACAACAGACCCACAAGCCACAGUCCGUCUUAAAAUGUCUCGUUUCUGUAUCCUAAAGAUAUUUAUCAUCAUAUAAGACAACAUAAAGAGCACAUCCUCACAGGUGAGUCGUAUAUUUACUUGAAAAAUUACCUGAAGGAUUUAUGGAGCAACAAAAUAUUUUCCAAAGUCUGUCUUGCCAAAGUCAAACAUGUUAGUAUCCUGCACACAAGUCUCCCUGUUCUGUGUUUCAAAAUGGCCUCAGAACAACAGACGCUACCAGAAAUCAUCCCGUCUGCUCAGCAGCCUCCAGUAAACGUGACGUGAACACAGCAGCUCUGCUCCCAGGUGGAGAUCGAUGGCGGCAGUAAAGCGGUGACACUUUCAGGGCUGCAGCUUCAUCAUGUGAUCCGGAUGUUUCUUCAUGUAGAAAACGAAGAAGUCGGAGGUCUGAGAGUUCAGGCGCUCGACACAACAAAGCACACAGAGAAGUUUUUUGCGUUCGUGUGCCAGCGUCACACAGGAGCAUCUUUAUUUAUUUCUCCUCUUCCUUUAAAGCAGCUCAGCGUGUGCUGUGUUUAUUUAAUUUGUUGGCAGUUUGUGGGUUGCUGGCUUUAUUCUCUUGAAACGAGGACUUUCAGAGUAAAAGGUGACUGUUGUGUUUUUGGAGGCAAAAUACCACCAAACUAAGUCAGGGUGACUGUAAGAAUGAUUCUGGUUCAUUUGUUACCACUAACAACAUCAAGGCCUUGAUGUGAGUCUCACAAAGGGAACUCAAAUUUCUUCUCUAAGGGCAUUUUAAUGUAGCAUUUUAAUCUUUUUAUCUCCGCUCCGACAGUUCCAACUUUGACCCCAGCCACACAAACCAAACCCAACAAACAAAAACUCAUUUUCACAAAGAAAAUCCACCGAAGGACGAACUUUUCUUUCACCUGUAUUCUGUAGAUUCAUCUUUUCAUGUCGCUGCUGUCGAUGUUUCCACACAUUAACCUCCAACAAACAGAAGAACCAGCUUUUAUUUUCUCUUUUCUACCUUCCUGUUGCACUAGUGGAUGAUUCAGAGUCCUCACACAGGACACACGGAUCUGUUUGCCAGUAUAAAAAAAAAUAAAAAUAAAAAAAAGACACCAGGUGAAACACUUUUUAUCCUCUCAGUGUUUCCAACAUGUAAAAUAAGAUUUGAUAGUUUUCAGAUGAGAUUAUUUUUGUACUCCCUUGUAGAAACUUCCCAGAAGCUCCUGUCCACUUGCAGCUGGUUGUGCACCGCGUUCAAGGGAUAGUUCGGAUAUUUUGCUGCAGGGUUGUACGGGGAACACAUCUAUAGUCAGUACAUUACAUACAGAAGAUGUCAGUAGGCACGCCCCGGUUUGGAGAAGCAGGCUAGAGUCUGACAUGGAGGCUAAGCAAACCUGUGGACGGGGGCAGCAGCAGGAUGUGUUUCAGCCACCUAAAAAACUCAUUAUCACUUAAGGGGGCGCUAUAUUGAGGGUAUUUUGAAGCCGUUAUAUCGCUCUCCUCAAAGCCAGACUCCGUUCAGAAAAUCAGUAAUUUAUCAUCACUGAACACAGGAGCUGCUGGUCUACUACUGCCCCAAACAGUUAGCUUGUUUGGGUCCUUGUGUGACUUUGGCACUUUAAAGUUUUAGUUCAGAUUCAUCAGAGUCACCCAAUAACACAAACUAUCUAACUGAUCGAAGCAGUGAUAGAAAAGCAGCUCCUGUUUCCACUGAGCUAAAAUUACUGUUUUUGUCAGUGGAGUCUGGUAACCCUUUGAAAACAGACAUCCUGCGACAGCAGCUGGAGAUCAUUGUUAAAUAGAUCUAAAAUGGAAACCAGAACAGCUAGAACAUUAACUUCUUUAGAAAUUUAAGGCCUCUGUGUUCUGUGUCAUCAUGUUGUACGCUCGUCAUGAUGUCAUUUCGUUACAUACGGGACCAAACGUAUGACGCAGAAAACGCACAGAAAUGAUAAAACUAUCAAAAUGCCUUUGCACUCGUCUCAAAAAAAUAGUCAAAAACCUCAUGGAGUGUUAAGAAAUAUAGUGUUUAUGUUUGUACAUUUAAAAAUCUUUUGGAUCGAUAUGUUUUGUGUUUUUUAUUUUGUAAAAUCUGAUGAAAAAUCACGUCCAAUUUUUUUGACACAAUUUCAAUUAAAACAAAUAAAAGCUUUGUUUCCACUGAGGGAAAUGGUUUCAGCUUACAGAGACAGACAGGAGGUCUGCGUCACCGUGACAUGUGGUUAUAUUUCUGGGGAGGUGCACGUCAGGCUACGGCGUAGGGUACAGUGUCGAUUCAACACAGAAAUAUUCUGCAUAAGUGAGAGAUUAUAUGAGGAACCGAAGCUGUUAACACCUUCCUCACUGGAGCGGGCUGUCUGACGCAACGGUAAAGUGGUGAAAAUAAUAGAAAUAUAGCAUACACUAAAAGUGAUAUUGUUUUUUUUUUUUUUUAGGUGCGACUUAAAUACAUUUUGUUGCUGUCUCCAUCCACAUCAGUACAUUUCUGAACUGUGCUGGACUUUAACCUCCUUCUCCAAACUGGGGGCAUGAACUAUAUGUGACACCCUGACUGUGGAUAAGUACCUCAUACAGCCCCAGUUCAAAUCUGAAUUAUCCCUUUAAUGUGCUGGACGGUGUUACACUGAGUGUUUCUAUUAGUUGGUCAGCUUGUUUGCGGCUCUGUGUUAAGACUGCUGACUGUAGAAGUGAAGCCACUCAGAGGCUCAGAGUCUGUUUGUGUGACGGCGUCCUCGUCACACGGCAGGUGGAGGAGCCACAGACGUGCAGCUAAAUCACAUUAAUGUGAGCUGGAAGGCCAUGAGAGAGAGAGACGAGGUCAACCGGCUUUAAACGCCGCAGAUCAGUGAAGGCCAAAUAUGUGUAGAGAUUUAUUAAUGACAAAACUGUUGAGGAAGCACAAAGCAAGUUUUAAUCAUCUGCAAGUUCAGAUCUGAGAGCACGCGGUCAGAUAGCUGCCCGAGACAGGCCCGGCUAUGUGAGACGAGAUAACUACGGGCCAAUGUGUGGACACAAAAAUCCAAAUUUUGUUAAAGAUGUAUUCACAUUAAAGCAGAAUAUUUAGGCUAUAAUGCUUCUUUGUCCAGCACUGAACUCUUAGGAAGGUUUCUAACUAUUUAAUAAGUUUAACAACCUGUAAUGAUCGUUACUGAUUCACCAGGUUCAAAGUGAAGAACAGAGAUUUUGAAGCAAAUCUGACUGAUUAUAAUUUGUAACUGUAACAGAUGCGUUCCUGUUCGGGUACGAAUAAAGCAACCUGGGCACUGGAUUAUGUGUAAAGUCAAUGUAAAGACACGAUUGGGCGUGAAUUCCCACUGAGUGUUGCAAUAAACACAAUGGAUGCAACGCCAAUGACACGAAAUAGACAAAUGAUGCAAAUUAAGCGAGAAGCAUGACUUUGCGUUAUAUUCGUAGGAGUUAAAUAAAUCUGAACCUCAGUGACCAAUUCGUGCCGCAAUAACCAAUCAGUAUUGAGAUUCUCCGGGGACGUUUGACCCUGAGGACGUACUGGCCGAAGUUCAUUCAUCGAUUCAGUGAUUUCACGACUAGGAAACGAGUCAACACAAAUGUUUUAGUGUAAUGUGACACGAACCUUAACAUCACGUUUGGUGUGAACACAACAUAACACACACACUAACGAUAAUCACCGUAACAGAGUUCAAGAGUCGCUGCGACUCUCUCUGUUGCUCCCAGAUCUAAACUUGCAGAUUAAUUUCAACUUGAAUUAAUUCAGUGUUCACUCAGUCGUCUUCUGUGACUGCACGUCUUUGCCUCAGCUGCAAACUUUUCAUUUCACCUGCGUUAGAGCGUCCAGUUUGAUUCAGUGUUCACGUGUCUCCUGAAGGCGAGAUGAGGACCAAAAAGUCGGUUCAGACCUCCCAGCUGAGCAGCACACACACUUUCCUUCUAGAAGCUUCCCAUAUUAAAGAAAGAAGAUGUGAAGCAGCAGUUUGUUGGGUGGUGUCCACAGUCUUUAAUCUCUGUUCCCAGCCUACCUCUCGGCUACGUAUGUUGUCAUUGCACCGCCUGAUGAAUGUAGUUUUAUAUGUGCGUGUAGUGAGGGAGCGUCCCUGAGCGUGAGCAGGCAGAGAGUACAAUCAGAGAGUUUAAUAUGAUAUUUGAUAAAGUCUUUACGUGCGUAACUCAAUCCUCAGCCGACAACACAAACAGAUCCAGAUGUUUUAAAGGUUUUUGAUUUACACUUCAGGUCGUGAGUGUCUCAAUACGUUCAGGAAGUAAAGAAUAUUUGCCGCUGAGGUUGUGGGAUUGUUGCGCUGAAAAAGAGUUUCCCAGGUUUGUCACUUCACAGUCGAACAGUUUGAUUUCUCUUCUGGUACCUGAAUAAAAAAAGAAUUGUACUCAAAGCUAUGCAUCCAAAUGGAACAACACAGGUGUCUUUUUCUAAACUGAUGUGAAGCUCCAGAUGUUGUGUCUGUACUGUGACACAUCUGUUGAUGUUUGUGUAAAUUCAGUAUUUUUAAAGCAGUUCAGUGUGUGUGUGUGUGUGUGUGUGUGCGCGUGAGCAGUGUUGAUCUGUAUGAUAUGAUGUACAUAUGGACGUUUUAUAGCAGCCUAACAUGGAAUAUUCCUUUUGUAUAUGACUUUUAAUAAAAAUGGCU
Molecule: messenger RNA, 14200 nt
Organism: Epinephelus fuscoguttatus (brown-marbled grouper)
Lineage: Eukaryota; Metazoa; Chordata; Actinopteri; Perciformes; Serranidae
Product: neural-cadherin
Exons: 33
Coding region: 1-7785 (2594 amino acids)
Biological process (GO): homophilic cell-cell adhesion
Cellular component (GO): cell-cell junction; plasma membrane
Molecular function (GO): calcium ion binding
Source: RefSeq, a predicted model, not a curated record